Necator americanus (New World hookworm) is the source of this 615-nucleotide messenger RNA. RefSeq lists its product as uncharacterized. Lineage: Eukaryota; Metazoa; Nematoda; Chromadorea; Rhabditida; Ancylostomatidae. The coding region runs from base 1 to 615 and encodes 204 amino acids. The record is from RefSeq and is a predicted model, not a curated record. The transcript is spliced from 3 exons.
AUGACCGGCUUGUUGAACACUUUCACGACUGCACGAGGAAGACUACGAGUUGAAAACCAUCAAGACACAGGGGCGAUAAAGGAAGACACUGAAGAGAGAAGAGCAAAAGUGCUGGCUGAAGCUGCAGAGGCGGGCAUAAGCAUCCACUAUGUCCGUCGAGACUACGCUAGUCGCAAGACGAGUAUGACUGCUCUCCUGAAUCCAAAGGGAACAACCAUUGCUUCGAGAAGGGGAAUGGAGAAAAUCAUCUACGACUCCUACUCUGAUCUCUUUGACAGCCAUGUCCACUUGCCUCCUCACCGUCUGAGGGAAGACGGACAUGUCAUUCCAGAGGUUCCUCGUGCAAAGUACGAAACGCUAUCAUGUCGAAACUUCCGCCAGUUCUUAUCAAAACUCUGGCGAGACUCUUUAUACGUUACCUCGGAAUUCAAAACUCCUAACCAGUGGAAGACGAGCAAGACAGUGUUGUUGUACAAGAAGGGUGAUCAACAUGACAUUGGCAACUAUCUCCCAGUCUGCUUACUAUCUGUCAUUCAGAAGCUCUUUACAGAAGUGAUCCUUAUCAGGAUUGAGAAGAUGUUAGAUGAAGCCAUGGGAGCAAGCAGGGUUUCGUAA